AGGAGGAGGAGAUGGGGCAGUGAGGUAGAGCCGAUCAGAGUCAGUCAAAACUAGGAGUCGCAGAGGGAUUAUCAGUCAACUGGACUCGUGUGUAUGUGGUAUGGAAGCCAGCACCAGUGCCCGGACCGUCUCUCCCUCCCCCGGGGCUCGGUGAUGUGUCAGCUCGGCCCCUCCGUGAAGGCCCGGGGAUCGGUGUAAGUUUAUGUUAGCACUCGGGCUAGCUGGUUAGCUCCCCGCCGCUAGCUCCCUCACUCCCGCUGGCUACUUCUUCCCAACUUGUCAACAGCCGAUCGAUCCUGGACCUGGCCCGGGCCACUCAGGGGACCCUUCCGUUUUAGCCCACCGGCAGUUUCCCCACCACCGACAACUCUUCUGACCCUCAGCACUACAGGGAGAGUCUCCAACUCUGUCUACUUUGCCAUCAUCCUUGGUCCACCGUGGAGGUAUCGAUCCUGAACGUGUUCAUGCUGAAUUAAAAAUGGAACUUCUGUGGAUGUUUGUCAGGGCACGGCUACAGUCAUGGUUGGAUUAAUCCGCUAGGGGGGCCCGGGGCAAAAAAAAAAAAAAAAGUCACCCCCACCCCCAAAGCCCUUUCCUCCACCACGAUCAACAGCGCCCAGUGUGUACACAGUGUAAGCACACUGUCCCCUCAACGCACUCACCAGUGGAGCUAUGAUGGCAACGUGACAAGAGGGGAGCCGCUGAGUCAGCUUCAACAGGAACCAUGGAAGGGGUUCAGCCUACUGUUACCGAGCAGCAUGACCGGGUGAACGGUUGCUGCGAGCCCAAAUCCCCCCAGGACGCUGCCGAAGUCAGGUGGACGUCCCCGAAGAGAGAGUCUGGUGGUUCGGACAGCUGUGGGGGGGCAAGUGUCUCAGAGCUGACAGACGUGCAAGAGUUGAAGGCCAGGGAAAGUGAGGAUGAGGAGGACAAUGAGAAGAAGAAGGGAGUCCCUGUCUCCAAAGGGCUGAAAGGGGACCAGAAGAGAAAGGAGAAGGAGCCUCUGGAUCAGGAAAAGAACAAUCACAGCAAGCAAAACAGCAGUGGAGCAUCCAGCUACACAGACCUGUCCCAUACCUCGUCCCCCUCGCUGUCAGAGCAGCUGCGUCUUGGCCGCGAGGACAGCACAGGGGCAGGGAUCAGUGUGGAGUGUAAGGUCUGUGGGGACAAGGCCUCGGGCUUCCACUAUGGCGUGCACGCCUGUGAGGGUUGCAAGGGCUUUUUCCGGCGAACCGUGCGGAUGAAACUGGAGUACGAUCGCUGUGAGCGUUCCUGCAAGAUUCUGAAGAAGAAUCGCAACAAGUGCCAAUAUUGUCGCUUCCAGAAGUGCCUGUCUUUAGGAAUGUCCCAUGAUGCGAUCCGAUACGGACGUAUGCCUGAGGCGGAGAGGAAGAAGCUGGUGGCUGGCCUGCUUGCAGAGGAACUGACGGUUAGCAAACCAGGUGGCUCUGACUUGAAGACCUUGGCCAAACAAGUCAACGCAGCCUACCUGAAGAACCUCGUUAUGACCAAGAAGAGGGCCCGCAGCAUCCUGACAGGCAAAACCAGCAGCACCUCGCCGUUUGUUAUCUACGACGUGGACACACUCUGGAAGGCAGAGAGUGGUUUGGUGUGGAGCCAGUUACUUCCAGGUGCGCCCCUGACCAAGGAGAUUGGGGUCCAUGUGUUCUACCGCUGUCAGUGUACUACGGUGGAGACUGUGCGAGAGCUGACCGAGUUUGCCAAGUCCAUUCCAGGGUUUCAGGACCUCUACCUUAAUGACCAGGUGACUUUGCUAAAGUAUGGCGUGCACGAGGCUAUUUUUGCAAUGCUGCCGUCUCUCAUGAACAAAGAUGGACUGUUGGUGGCCAACGGGAAAGGCUUCGUCACCAGGGAGUUCCUGCGAAGCCUAAGAAAGCCCUUUAGUGAGAUCAUGGAGCCCAAAUUUGAGUUUGCUGUCAAAUUUAAUGCUCUGGAGCUGGACGACAGUGACCUGGCCCUGUUUGUUGCUGCCAUUAUUCUCUGUGGAGAUCGUCCCGGGCUAAUGAACGUGAAGCAGGUGGAGCAGAGUCAGGACAACAUCCUCCAGGCUCUGGACCUCCAUCUCCAAGCAAACCACUCUGACUCCCUCUACCUCUUCCCCAAGCUGCUGCAGAAGAUGGCCGACCUCCGUCAGCUCGUUACUGAGAACGCUCUGCUCGUCCAAAAGAUUAAAAAGACUGAGUCGGAGACCUCGCUCCACCCUUUACUACAGGAGAUCUACAAAGACAUGUACUAGUGUUCUUCAGCACAGACUUCUUUCAGCAAUACUGUUACAGACUUAAAUUUGACAGUUGAAAUAAUACACUGCAUUCAGUAAAAGCACUGUUCCGCAUUCGGGCUUGGAUUUUGUCAUGUGCAGAUGAGACAAAGUCGAAUGGUAGAGUUAACACAAUCAGCAAAGUCUUCAAAAUGUAAAGUUACCUUCAACAAUGUAAUGCGUGUGUGUGUGUGUGCGUGCGCAAGAUAUAUAGAGAGAGAGAGAGAGAGAUGCACAUCUGGAAUCAUUUGCUGCAAGUCCAAGUUUCCCACAACGGUCACUUAACAGAGAGAAUGAUAUGUUUUCUCACCGAGGCUGCUCCUAUUUCAUCCUAAUAGCAAAAGCUGACCCCAGAGCAGUGUCUAGAGAGAGCUUCUCCUCGCUCACCGCGGCUCUGAGCUUUGCCGUAAAGGGAAAAAAUGUCAAGUUCUUUCACCAAUGGCUCAGUUGCAAUGAAAAGAGCCGUCAGUUUGUACUUUGCAGAGUUUCUUACGAUGCCAAUGUCUUUGGUUGGAGUGAUUGUCGCCCGACUUCGGGUGAAACUGAAGAUGCACAAAUUGGUUUUAUGUUUACAUCGUUCUCAUCAUCAAUGACUUCUUCCUUUGCCAUUUGGUUAAUAGAACACAAACUGGGCUGGCUCCAGCAGUGUAGAGCUCUCUCAUUGCAGCUGUCUGUGCAAUACAAUUUCCAUUUAUUUCAAUAAAUGUGGAGAUCCAAGUUCUUUUAGCUUUUGUCUUAAAGCCAUCUACCCAAGUGGUAACUAAUGGACUGUGCUGCACAGAUUUACUUUCUGAAGCUGACACUACAAACGCAUGAUCCGCUGAAGUACAAGGGACAACAUGUUUUUCUUUUUUUUCUCAAACAUGCAAACUGUCAUAAACUUGCUGUUUCAAGGUUUUUGUUAGUUCAUUUGUAAUUAUGUUACUAAUUAUUUGUAAUUGUUGAUUAUACCUGUAAGGACAAAACCUAAAUAAUCAGCUUUGUUUUAUGUA
Platichthys flesus (European flounder) is the source of this 3270-nucleotide messenger RNA. It is a transcript of the gene ppardb, whose product is annotated as peroxisome proliferator-activated receptor delta b. Gene Ontology annotation, cellular component: nucleus. The record is from RefSeq and is a predicted model, not a curated record. Gene Ontology annotation, biological process: cell differentiation; negative regulation of transcription by RNA polymerase II; positive regulation of transcription by RNA polymerase II. Gene Ontology annotation, molecular function: zinc ion binding; RNA polymerase II cis-regulatory region sequence-specific DNA binding; nuclear receptor activity. Bases 725 to 2257 code for a protein of 510 amino acids. The transcript is spliced from 9 exons. Lineage: Eukaryota; Metazoa; Chordata; Actinopteri; Pleuronectiformes; Pleuronectidae.